AUGUGGGGUUGGAACAUGCUGUGCAAUAAGUCUGUGGUUACGUGGCCUAAGGAUGUGCACUCCACUGGGGCAAGAAGGAGAAGAAUGUCAUCCAUUCACCCAUAA
Staurois parvus is the source of this 105-nucleotide messenger RNA. The record is from the annotation of a GenBank genome assembly. Lineage: Eukaryota; Metazoa; Chordata; Amphibia; Anura; Ranidae.